UGUUCGCUUACGGUACGAAAUAACGGUUUAUGCUACAUGUGACGCUAGAUUUUUUUACGCUGUUGCGGUCGGGUGCAUCUUUGCCCUAUUGUGGACUUCCUUUUUUUUAUAAAUUGCGUGCGAAAACGGCGGGAAAAUCAUAAAUUGUGCGAUAUUUUAAUGUGUUCUGCUUCACAGGAGUGUAUGUAUGCAUGCAUACAUAGAUAUACACGUUGUUUAAAGUCUAAAACCUAAUGUGAACCAAAACUAUUAAAUCUUAAAAUUUUGAUAAAAAAAACUUUCCAUUAUGAAAUGUGCUCACGCAGACGUAAUGCGAUAGAAAGCAACGAGUAUGAAACCAAAAACUACAACAAAGUAAAAGUAGCUAAGAUAAAGCAAAUGUAAUAGAAACAUCUAAAAAUAUGCUGUAUAGAGAGUAAGCAGACAACCACCACAAAUCUUGGCUAACCAAACACCGUCCGGAGUUUACUUUUUAUCUGAAUAAAUAUAUGUAUGUUUAAGGACACAUUUGAAAUUACUUCCUCGAUUCAACAAAUUUUAGUAAUGUUUUGACUAAGACAAACUUGAAAACAAACAGUAAAGCUGUGGUGAGUUCAUAAAUAUUGAAGCUUGGCAAAAUCAAAAGAGAAGAGCUCGGAUUCAUCAACACAUAAAAAAUUAGAUUACGGCUAUUGUGUGGCACAUAGAGACCACGCUGAGUUUAACAAAAAUCAUAAUCAAAUACAUUCGAGUUUUUAAGUGCUGAUUUACAAAACUCAUAAAGUAACCCCAAACAAUUUUCACCGAAACACAUAGAGUACCUGCACCUUUAUUACGGGUCGAAUCCUCUCUCACGGGCGCAUUGAAACCGACCAUGGAAAUUGAUGUUAAUCUGCGGAAAGCAAGUGCCAUCGAACUGAUGACCAUUUCAGCAGGCUCCUAUAGUAUCAACAACAAACUUAACAACAACAACAGCACAUCAUCAUUUGCCGUGCGUCCGGUAGUUUGUGGCUCCCCUCCCUCUCGUCGGAUUGGUUGCUGUGGUAUUCUCGGCCGGCUGAUCUUCGCUGGUGGCGCCAGCACAGCUAAAACGGGCAGUGCUGACUAUCAUAAUUUCAAUAGCCUUCCCAUCGUCGGAAAUCAACAAACUUUACACGCGACUGCUCCGGCCCCACUUUGCGACGCGACUGUUGUUUCGUCGGUAUGCAAGGCAGGUAACACGUGCCGUCCGCAGUCACGUCGUACGCCCCAGGAAGUCUAUUUCGAGAGUCGGGGAAAGUCCUGCAAGAAACUUCUCAAAUUCAAUGGCUACUCAAAUAAGAUUCUCCUUUAUCCGGAAGAGGGUUGGGCGCGGACCGCCUCCUCCAGCUACUGGACUAUCACGCCUUGUUGGUGGCAGCCAGGUCGUUGUCGCAUCGAAGAGUUCACCGGCACACAACGCCAGUCGACUAAAGCAAAAAUGGUGCCGCUCGAACAGAAAGGUUCGCUUCUCAUCGCAGGGCACUUUCAUGGCAAAAAGACUGCGUCCGGUAGUUCGGUAGGCGGCAAAACCUGCCUUGACUGCGCCGAUGGUAGUGCCGCAAGUGCCGACAGUGGCAAGGAAAAGGAUAUUGACGAAUUCAAAUUGUAUCUGACCUCAAAUAUAUCAAUGGAGGACUACAAUAUGGGCUACUGUCUGACUGGGUUCGUGGAACGCCGAUGUCAGCACACCAAUGCUUAUCAAAUGACCCACUUCGCCGUCAUCAAACGGCAAUGGCCGUCCAUUAGCAGCGCAGAUGCAAAGUCAACAACAAGAAAUCAAUGACGACUAUGACAACAAAUAAAUUGAUGAUAAAGAAUUAGUGAACUUUUGAUCAAAAGAGUGAAUUAUAUAUUUUGUGUAGUUUUGCAAGUGCAUAAUUAAAACUUUUACUUAUACGCGUAUACGUAUUCGUAUGUAUGUAUGUAUAGUAUAUUUACAUAUUGCUUUUUAUGUAUGUGUGUUAGCAUCAAAGCUUGACAAGUUUGGCUUAAGCAUUAAUAUAUUUUCCUAUGUAAUUACGUAUGCUUACGUAUUUUCAUGUUAAUGCAAUUUGUAACGUGUUUAUUGUAUAACUGUAGGCGUUUUGUGUAAUUUUAUAGCAAAUAAAAAAAUCAAUUUAAAAUGUAAUAAACAUCCAAGAACUUGCAAAACAUGCAUUCAGUGUCAGUACCUGCAAAUAUUCAGAAUAUAUUUAAAUAAAAAAGUUGUAGUGUAAAAUUUAACGCGCUGUUAAAUUAAUAUAUUUAUGUAAUUAAGUCUUGUAUACGUGUUUAUGUAUAUGUAUUUCAGUAGGAAUGGCAGUUAGUCCACUCGCAGCUGGAAGCAGCAUUCCCGCUUGAAGGCAAUUACAAUUUUUGUUGGUAAUUAUCGCGAAAAAGUAAAAAAAAAAAUGUCUCCUUAUGUUGAUUGUUCUUGAUUUUAUUAAAUUGCCAGAAGGCAGAGCCUGCUUGGCGAUACAAAUUCAAGACGAGUCCUCCAUUUUUUUAUCAUCUCAAUCUCAGCCUGCUUUUCUUUAUUCAUUCUGAAUGUUUGGAAUAAACUUUUUUGUUUACUUAUUUUUUAGAACGUUCCUGAUGGUACGUUAACGUAUAUUUCAAAUACAUUCUGUUUAUUUCGGCUGUGAAAUGGGAUUAUCCGGAAUGUAUAAAGAAACGCAGCCUCAGUAUUUAUACAGAAUCGGUAUACAACCUCAAAGAAACAUUGUAAAUUGAUAUCUUAUAUAGCUUCAAAGUUUACUUUAUAAAGUCCGCUGUUUUGUGUAUGUUUGGUGGCGAGCUCGCGGAAAUAGUUACGGAUAAAACUAACUGCAAAAGCAUAUUAUGAAUAGUUUUUUAAGUUUAUCCGAAAUCAGAAGCACAAACAUCAUUCAAAUAUAUCGGGAAAUGUUAAACCACUAGUAGCCAUGACUGAAAAAAAUUAAAGCUGAAGAAACAUCGAUGGGAACAUCGAUAAAUCGAUGUUUUUGUAUGAGCUGCUGACAUCGAUGUUUUUGCAAAUUGCAACCCCUGGUGCGUAAACAGGUAAAUCAGUUCCAUUCGCUUAAACAUUUUCGAUAAAAUUUUAUUAAUAUUCGUGAUUUAAGACAUUAACUAUUGAAUUGCGGUGGUGUUGGAGACUUGAAGUAUUGAAGUGAGUAAAGACCGAGGACAAAUAUUUUCUUGUCAUAUAGUUUUAUAUGAGCAAAUAGUUUCAUGGGUUAACGAUUCAAUUUAGUCUAGCCCUUAAAGGGACAAAAGCGUUAUACAUAAUUUGAUAUAUUGAAAUUAGUUCAUAAGUCAGCAAAAAUCUUAAUAUUCUUAAAAUUUAGUCAUCGACCUUUUUCUUUCAAACAUCGAAAACAUCGAUGUUACCAAACAUCGUUUCUCCAGCUCUAAAAAAAAAUUACAAACUGCCGAAACAGACGAGUGUAAAGUAUGCGAUUUGAAGGAUACAAUUUUCAACCCUUGCAUCGCAGCUUUAAUAAUUUAAAUAUAUUAGCAACCAUAAAAAUUCAAAGGAAAAUAUUUUACCGCAGAUCAAUUGGAACAAUGUAAAAGGACAAAUUUUCAAAUUUUUCGUAACAGUUGCGAUCCUAAUCAUAAUGAAGACACUUCUGACGAAGAAAUUGUGAUAUCGGAUCCUAGUAAUCUCUGGGAAUCCCAUGAUAAAUCUGCAAAAUUGAAAUAAACGUAUAUUUAAAUCAACCAAUUCUUCUUCUUAGUGUCAAAAUAUUCCAUUAUUGGAAUUUUAAAGGUUGCGAAAAAUUGUUUAACUGCGCCACCAACGAGUGUGGCUAGCGAACAAUUAUUUAGUACAGUUGGUCAGCUGUAACCCCAUAAACGAUCAAAUCUCUUAGGAGAAAAUGCAGACACGCUUCUUUUUUUGGCAUAUAACAACAAGCUUUUUAAUUUUAUGAAACUUACUUCAAGUCUUUAAAAUGCUUUUACCGUUUAUAGCCCAAUUCUGUAUCGGUGACAAAAAUUUUUUUACUGACAAAUUUAAAAUUUUUCAUAGAAGUAUUUUUCCAUUUAUAAAACUGUGACAAGAGUUUGUCACUGAUACAGAAUAGAGCCGUAAGACUGCACUUUUUUGCAUUUUUGAUUUUGUUUUCAACUAUGUAUGAUUGUAUGGCGUUCCUUUUAUUUGAAAAACAAUAAAAAUAACUUGUUACGAAAUAAAAAAUCACACACUUGUUAUUUUUAAAACGUAAAACUUAAUUUUAAUGUACGACUUCGGCUUCGGUCGGGAACUAGUUAAGAGUAUUGAUUGUUUUAGCCGUUUAUUUUAUUUUCGUAUAUUUUGAAUUACCUUUCUAAAUCAUCAGCUUGCCCGCAAUCUCAGCAGAAGCGUAUGUUUCUCUGCUGCCUGGGUAUACAUCUGCAUGUACAUUGUUUGUAAUAUUCAGUUACCACGGUUGACAUGAAUGUUUCCAAAAUCAUUUAAAAAUAUGUAUGUAUAUACAAUAGUGGUAUUCUGUAAGUUUUGCAAAACCUUUGCACCGUGCAAGGAUUGCACUGUUGAAUUGGUUUUCCAAUAAGAAAAAUUUGCGAACCGUGCAAUGCGUACACCGUUCAAGGAUUUUGCAAAAUUUAGUGAAUACCCUUAAUGCUGAUACAUUUCAAUAUUUAGCUAUUUGUUAUGCAAAUUUUUGUACUUCGGAUGCAAAUUAUGUAUGCACUUUUAUAACAGUACAAUCAAUAAGCUUAUAUUUUUUUCUAAUUCAUUGUAUUUCUUACCGCAUACAAAAAAAAUCAAAGUUAAAAUUUUGUACAAAUAGACGCAAAUGUACAUCCACAAGAGCUUCUUAAAUGCAUACAAAUAAGGAAAAAUUAAUAAAAUGUAUAAAAAAAAAGAUUUAUUUAUACACCCAACUUUAAUUACAUACCAAAAAAUUAAGAAAUAAAAUCAAAUACAUGCAUACAUAUUUUACCGCAUAAAGAACAAAAUAGUUUGCGAAAAUUGAUUUAAAAAAACAUACAAUGUAUCAAAAUAAGAUAGUAGAAAAAUAAAUAGAGAAAAAAUACGUUCCCAUUGCAAAAUGCCAUGGCAAACUGUGUAUAAUGGGAUUAACGUUAAGCUCAUAAA
Molecule: messenger RNA, 5065 nt
Organism: Rhagoletis pomonella (apple maggot)
Lineage: Eukaryota; Metazoa; Arthropoda; Insecta; Diptera; Tephritidae
Exons: 4
Coding region: 854-1783 (309 amino acids)
Source: RefSeq, a predicted model, not a curated record